AUGUCUACUUCUACUGGAAAAACAAUUUCACUUCCUACAAUCAAUGAAGUUGAAGGAUAUAAGACAACGGAGGAUCUGAUAAAUUUUUUACGCGACCAAGAUAUAGGACUUGAGGAUAAGCAUUUCAAUAUUCUUCGUGAACAAGAAAUUGAUGGCUCAGCCUUCCUCAGGUUGAAUGCGGAUAAGCUCAUGAAUUAUGCUACGACUGCAUUAAAUCAGAAGGUGCAAGAAUUGAGAGAAAGGCUAGCAAUAUUACAGGCGUCUAAGGUUAAAGAGGAAGUUCCUAUAUACUUUCGAUACUAUGAUUCAGAAAUAAUAAGUCUUAGUUCCGAAGAUUGGAAGAAUUUUAUACAAUUAUAUGCUCAUUUAGAAAAAGCCUUCGAUCUCAAGGGCUCGUUGACUGCUUAUAAGUUUUCUAUUAGCGAUAAGCUCAUAGAUCUUAGCUGGUCUAAAAGUGUCUUUAUCGAUUUUAUCGAAAAACAUAAAUGUUCGUUUAAUAAUCCAAUUAUAAUUUCAGGAAAAAAGAAAGCACCAUCAAAACUUGGGGAACCUGAGGAAUGGUACAAACGACAGAAAACUACUGCUGUUGAUGCUAUUUGUCUUAACCACUGUCCACCAACAGCUUCUAGCUCCAUACCUAUUAGCUUGCUUUGUUCUAUUUUUGGAAAAUUUAAGGAUUUAUGUGAUGAAUUUUCAGAAAGUGAAGACAACCUUUUCGCUCAUGAUUUUUGUUUCGAAAUGGCAAAAUGUUAUAAUUACGAAUCGGAGCGUCAAAAUAAGGCAAACGAUAUGCUAUCUAAAUAUCUUAAACGCCCUGUACAACCAAUUGUGACUGAAAAUAAUCACCGUACUGAUGGUACUAUGUGUUAUAUUCAAGGUUCGAAUGUAUAUCACGAGGCUAAUGUAAAAUACAAAAAGUAUAACUGUAGCUCCAAUGCCUGUCCUUAUCUUGAAAAUUGUGGAUAUUUUCUAGCUUUUUGCGGAGAAAAAGAAAAUCAUCCCACCUACCAUGUGACUAAUUUUCCAUGCUUUUUAAUCAUAAUUUCUGGACCUUACUUUUCUGUUUCCGGCGCUGUGUUUGCAGAUGUUGCUAUAAUUGACCCGCUCACCCCAGUCUUUCCUCUUAUUUGGCAAAAAUAUGACGAAGCGAUGAUGGUAUCAAUUGCCAAAACAUUUCGUGCUUUGAAGAUAUCUCUCCAACUUCUCGAUCGAUAUUAUGCUAAUGUUGAUAAAUUAAUCCAAGACGAACCUCAAACUGGCCAUCCCGUACAUCCUUCAUUUCCGGAAGUGAUUAUAGACGAUAAAUCUUACAUGGUUCAGAUUAAUUUCCAAGUCAGCACAAAUCUUCUUUGGGAAGUUACACUUUUAAAUGAACAAGGGCCUCAUAUUACAGCCUAUGUGAAAGCUGUUCAAAAACAUCGAUAUUCACUUGAUACACAUGAGCUCUUAGCUAAAGUUGGAUACGCGCCAAAAGUCUUUACCACUUCAGUAAUUCCCGGAAAUUGGAUUUUGAUUUAUAUGGAAUGCCUGAAUAAUCAUUCAAUACUAAAUCACAUUACUUCUAACCUUGAUGAUCAAGAACGAAGUUCUUUGGGAAAAAAAAUAAAAGGGGUAGUCGAACAUUUGCAUAAUUUAGGAUACGUUCACGGAGACUUGCGUGAAGGGAAUAUUAUGGUUCAUCGACUUGGAGGUAACGAAUUUGAUGUGAAAUUGAUCGAUUUUGAAUGGUCAGGAAAGGUUGGUUCUGCAUGUUAUUCUCCCUUUAUGAAUCGUAAAACUAUUAAAUGGCCUGAUGGUGCGGAAGAUUGGAAAUUGGUCACAAAAAACCACGAUCUUUUUAUGUUAGAGCAGACUCUUUGGGAAAAAAGAUUGUUAUAA
Messenger RNA from Ambispora leptoticha, 1878 nucleotides. Lineage: Eukaryota; Fungi; Glomeromycota; Glomeromycetes; Archaeosporales; Ambisporaceae. The record is from the annotation of a GenBank genome assembly.